Messenger RNA from Myotis daubentonii (Daubenton's bat), 6716 nucleotides. RefSeq names its product small G protein signaling modulator 2 (gene SGSM2). The record is from RefSeq and is a predicted model, not a curated record. Gene Ontology annotation, biological process: activation of GTPase activity. Gene Ontology annotation, molecular function: GTPase activator activity. Lineage: Eukaryota; Metazoa; Chordata; Mammalia; Chiroptera; Vespertilionidae.
AAGAGAAACUGCUGUGGAACGUGAAAAAGGAGGUGAAGCAAAUCAUGGAGGAGGCUGUCACCAGGAAGUUUGUGCAUGAAGAUAGCAGCCACAUCAUUGCUCUGUGUGAACCCGUUUCUUAGCAACCACAGCAUCCGUGCUUUCCAGGAGGGCGGUGUGCUGGGUGCUCCCUGCAUGUCCAGUCCUGUAAGUGGGCAGGGGUGGAGCUACCCGUGCCAACUGGAACUGGCAACUUUGGUCCUCACAGCCCCAGGGCGAUGCUGCACACAGGAGGCAUGUACACACCAAGUGCGGUGGAGGCUUGCCUCCUGCAUCAGCUGAGACGCCGUGCCGCCGGCUUCCUGCGCAGUGACAAGGUGGCAGCCCUGUUCACCAAGGUGGGGAAGACGUGCCCAGUGGCUGGGGAGAUCUGCCACAAGGUCCAGGAGCUGCAGCAACAAGUAGAGGGCAGGAAGCCCUUGGUGGGUAACCAGGAGCCCCUGCGGAGACAGGGCUCUACCAGUGGGAAGGCCCCAGCCCUCAGCCCGCAGGCCUUGAAACACAUAUGGGUCCGCACAGCGCUCAUCGAGAAGGUGCUGGACAGGGUCGUGCAGUACCUGGUGGAGAACUGCAGCAAGUACUACGAGAAGGAGGCAUUGCUGGCAGACCCCGUGUUUGGCCCUAUCUUGGCCUCUCUUCUAGUGGGACCCUGUGCUUUGGAGUACACCAAGCUCAAGACAGCCGAUCACUACUGGACCGACCCUUCUGCUGACGAGCUGGUCCAGAGGCACCGUAUCCGGGGUCCCCCUAAUCGCCAGGACUCCCCUGCAAAGCGCCCAGCCCUAGGAAUCCGGAAGCGGCACUCGAGCGGCAGCACGUCGGAGGACAGGCUCGCGGCCUGCGCCCGGGAGUAUGUGGAAUCCCUGCACCAGAACUCCAGGACGCGGCUGCUCUACGGCAAGAACAACGUGCUGGUGCAGCCGAAGGAGGACAUGGAGGCUGUCCCCGGCUACCUCUCCCUGCACCAGUCUGCAGAGAGCCUAACUCUGAAGUGGACCCCAAACCAGCUCAUGAAUGGGACUCUGGGGGACUCCGAGCUGGAAAAGAGCGUUUACUGGGACUAUGCCCUGGUUGUGCCCUUCAGUCAGAUCGUCUGCAUCCACUGCCACCAGCAAAAAAACGGUGGCACACUGGUACUGGUGAGCCAGGAUGGCAUCCAGAAGCCACCGCUGCACUUCCCGCAGGGAGGACACCUACUCUCCUUUCUGUCCUGCCUGGAGAAUGGGCUUCUGCCUCGGGGACAGCUAGAGCCCCCACUCUGGACCCAGCAGGGGAAGGUACGCAGGGCUUGGGACGCUCUGGGUGAAGGGAUGUGUGAGGGGAAGGUGUUCCCCAAGCUGCGGAAACGUGGCAGCGCGCGGUCCGUAGAUGUGGACGAGAUGGGCACAGGCUGGGCCACAGACUACGUGUUCCGGAUCAUUUACCCUGGUCACCGGCAUGAGCACAUCACUAUUAACUACCACCACCUAGCGGCCAGCCGCGCGGCCUCGGUGGACGAUGAUGAGGAAGAGGAGGAUAAACUACACGCGAUGCUCUCAAUGAUCUGCUCGCGGAACCUCACAGCUCCCAAUCCGAUGAAAGAUGCUGGUGACAUGAUCGAGAUGCAGGGCUUUGGGCCCAGCCUGCCAGCCUGGCACCUAGAUCCCAUGUGUAGCCAGGGCUCCUCCUGCUUCUCCUGCUCCUCCAGUAGCUCCCCAUAUGCAACUCCCAACCACUGCAGCUGUGUCCCCGACCGGUUGCCCCUCAGGCUACUGUGUGAGAGCAUGAAGAGGCAGAUCGUGUCCCGGGCCUUCUACGGCUGGCUGGCAUACUGCCGCCACCUGUCCACGGUGCGGACCCACCUGUCAGCGCUGGUGCAUCACAACAUCAUCCCGCCCGCCCGCCCCCCGGGGGCCUCAGGGGGCCUCACCAAGGACGUGUGGAGCAAGUAUCAGAAGGAUGAAAAGAACUACAAGGAGCUGGAGCUGCUGCGGCAGGUUUACUACGGAGGCGUGGAGCACGACAUCCGCAAGGACGUCUGGCCCUUUCUGCUUGGCCACUACAAGUUUGGCAUGAGCAAGAAGGAGAUGGAGCAGGUGGACGCAGUGGUGGCAGCGAGGUACCAGCGGGUGCUGGCGGAGUGGAAGGCCUGCGAGGUGGUGGUGAGGCAGCGGGAGCGGGAGGCGCACCCAGCCACACUCACCAAGUUCUCCUCGGGCAGCAGCAUCGACAGCCACGUGCAGCGCCUCAUCCACCGAGACUCCACCAUUAGCAAUGACGUGUUUAUCUCUGUGGAUGACCUGGAGCCCCCGAAGCCCCCAGGCACAGAGGAGCGCAGACCAGAGCCCGAGGAGGAACCCGGCGCGGGGCCCCCGGGCACCGCCCUGGUGGAGCAGCAGCAGUCAGUGGAGUUCGAUUCUCCAGACUCAGGGCUGCCUUCGUCUCGCAAUUAUUCUGUGGCCUCAGGCAUCCAGUCGAGCAUAGAUGAGGGGCCGAGUGUGGGCUUUGAGGAGGACUGCGGUGGGGAGGAAGGCUCCGACGGGCCGGAACCUGCAGUUCGAGCUUUCUCCGAGCCCCAAGAUCCCAGCCAGGAGAAGGCCUCUCUGGCCGGCGAGCUGGAGGCAGGGGAAGAGCUGGCGGCUGUGUGCGCUGCUGCCUACACUAUAGAACUGCUGGACACCGUGGCCUUAAACCUGCACCGCAUAGACAAGGACGUGCAGCGAUGUGACCGCAACUACUGGUACUUCACAGCCCCCAACCUGGAGAGGCUCAGAGACAUCAUGUGCAGCUACGUGUGGGAACACCUGGACGUGGGCUACGUGCAGGGCAUGUGUGAUCUGCUGGCGCCACUCCUCGUCAUCCUCGAUAAUGAUCAGCUGACCUACAGCUGUUUCAGCCACCUCAUGAAGAGGAUGAGCCAGAACUUCCCCAAUGGGGGCGCCAUGGACACCCACUUUGCUAACAUGCGCUCCCUCAUCCAGAUCCUGGACUCAGAGCUGUUUGAGCUGAUGCAUCAGAAUGGAGACUACACCCAUUUCUACUUCUGUUACCGCUGGUUCCUGCUGGAUUUUAAGAGAGAGCUGCUAUAUGAGGAUGUGUUUGCGGUGUGGGAGGUCAUCUGGGCGGCCCAGCACAUCUCAUCGGAGCACUUUGUCCUAUUCAUUGCCCUGGCCCUGGUGGAGGCCUACCGUGAGAUUAUCCGUGACAACAACAUGGACUUCACCGACAUCAUCAAGUUCUUCAAUGGGACUGGAGAGCAGGGCAAGGAAAAGCAGGACACCCUGAGCAGCAACCUUGGGCCCACAGUACCGCAAACAUCCCCCCACAGCCACCCUUGCUUCCAGAUCACCUGGUCCACAGGGGCAGGUCUGCAGUGACUAGGGGGCUGAUGGGGGCUGCUGGAGACCACACCUGCCUCCUGGGCCAUCGCUCUGCCCAGUGAGGCCCAGUGUCCCAGGACUGUGGGCUCUCCGGCAGGUGUCAUUAAGAGAAAGCACAGAUCCAGGUCAGCGACUUCCCCUUCUCCACAUCAACUCUGGUCUGAAGGGCUUCGCUGCCUCUAGCCCCAUCCACCCUCCUGGCAGCACCUCCCUCCAUUCUGCAAAUGACAAAAGGUGUCACAGAUUUCUCAGGUAUUGCCCAAGGCCUAUACAUACCACCAUUCAUACCAUUAUGUCACCCACUGAUGCCGGAAGCUACCCUCCUUGGAACCCAUUCCCCAUAGAACCCCAAAUGGGUCAGCCCUUUUCUCCACCUCAUCAUUCACUAGUCUACUUCAGUGUUCUUAGAGGAUGACCCACUAGGCUUUGUAAACCCCCACAUUUCUUGUUCUGCCUCUAUCUGGCCCCCAGCGGCUGCUGGCUCUGCACCUCCUCUCUGACCUCCUAGGUCACUCCCUGAGCCCCUGUUUGCACACUGCUCACAGCCCCUAGACUCCCCGGGCUGCUGAACCACCCUCAGCCCUGGAAUGUGCUCCUCCUCUAACACCUGUACCUGACUGCAAUGACCAAUGAGAAGUGGCUCUCGGGGUGCUGCACAGCAUCGCUGACUUGACUGAGCACCCCUGGAGAGGCUUCUGUCUUUCCCACAGGUUCCGGGUCACUCUCACCCGAGAAGCUGAUGUCACCCACUUCGCUAAGAACACCCUUAUGCAAGGUGCCAACUCUCCUUCAAGUUCUCCAGGGCCACAGGCGACCAUCUGCCCCUUAGGCUGACCCCUCACAUAGGGGCUGGAUGCCCCGUCUCUCAGACUGUGGCACUGCUCCCUAUCAGAAGGGUCUCCAGUUUCCCUUUGCAUGAGGCUUCAUAGCAGCUCCAAAAUGCCAGCUCAUGUCCUAUUUCUUGGCUGCCUUCCACUCCAAGUCUCAGCCAUCCUCCGUGACCUCCUGACUCUGAAACCAUUAAACCAACCUCAGUUUCACAGGCCUCCCUGUUGCUGGCUUCUCCUCGGCCCACGCAUGUCGUGACUGCUGGGUCACCCGGAUGACAGACAGUCCUGCUCUGCUGCCUCCCGGGUCUCUUACCCGAACUGCCCUUGAGCUUCUAGCUUCCAGGCUUGCCAGUCACGGCCAGUGCAGAGCUCACUGGCUCUUCAUGCACCAAACGCACCACGUGGUCUUGGUUUGCCUCUCCCAACCUUAUGCAUCCUGAUGCUCACAUGUGGCUCCUCCCUUCUCAGUCUUAUCUGCUUGGGCUCCAAGACCACACUUGGGCCCCACCUCCUCCACGGCCCUCAAUAGUACAUCCUCCUGACAAACACCACAUACCUGAGCAUUUAAUGAAACUGUCAGGGUACACUUAAUCAGACAAUGACUCACAUCACAAAAUAUCUCAUGUUUAGUUUUCCACCGCAGACACACUGUCCUGUCUGACCCUGUGAGAGAAGGCAAGGACUCUCUGUAGUUGGCGCAUACCCCGGCUCCCCCGGUGGCAGGACAGAGCUGUGGACAGUGUCUCACUUGGCCCAGGGGAAGAAUCUGAGGCUGGGAGUGUGUGAGCUCCCACCUCUAUCCUGCCUCUGCCUUCAUCUCAGGAGAAGCACAGUCACCAUUAGAUUUGAGUUUCUCGAUUUCAUUUCCUCAGGGCAGCCCCUCUUGACUGUUCACCUGCCCCUCUUGGGCACAGCAAUGUCUUCAACUCUACACACCAACUAGGCCCAACUUCCCCACACUCCCUCCUACAGACCCUAAUUCCUUACCGCACCAGUGAGAUACCUCAAACCAUUCGUGCCUGCAACACAAAGCCCAGAUACAGCCAUGCUUGGUAGCAGCCCGAAACCUGGUAGCUUUACACUUCCGUAGCCCGUCCCAGGCCACACAGCCCCCUCUAUCUUCUUGGCUUUGAGAUGAACCUGCUUCUCCCCAUAUUUCUGCCAGAAAGACCCCCUCCUCUUACCCACACCCACCUGUCUGGCUUCUCCCCCAAAGAGGCGACUGCUAGACAUGACAUCAGUUGAGGCCGCAUAAAUGACAGGGCCUGUGGUGAGUCAACCCUCACUCCAACCUGGCUGCUGCGGGCUGCAAGUGGCCAUCCUGGACUCUGCCUGCUAGCACAGCGGUUCUCAACCUGUGGGUCGCGACCCCUUUGGUGGUUGAACGACCCUUUCACGGGGGUCGCCUAAGACCAUCCUGCAUAUCAGAUAGUUACAUGACGAUUCAUAACAGUAGCAACAUGACAGUUAUGAAGUAGCAGCGAAAAUAAUUUUAUGGUUGGGUCACAACAUGAGGAACUGUAUUUAAAGGGCCAGAAGGUUGAGAACCACUGUGCUAGCAGGAGAGGAAGACUUCCGGCGCAGGGAGAGAGAACAUCAGGGGCCCACCCCUCCUUUUCUCACCCAGCCCAGUUCCCCACAGGCCUAGAAGCCCCUGAAAGUUUCCCCAGGGUAUAACUUUAGUCUGCUUCAUUUUAAUAUUUUUUAAAUUGACUUCAGAGAGAGGGAGAGAGAGAUAGAAACAUCAAUGAUGAGAGAGAAUAGAUCAGCAUCCUGCACACGCCCUACUGGGGAUCGAGCCCACAACCCAGGCAUGUGCUCCGACCGGGAAUCCAAACCUGUGACCUCCUGGUUCACGGGUUGAGGCUCAACCACUGAGCAACACCAGCUGGACACACAUUGCUUCAUUUUCAACCCAUUUCCUUUCUAAGACUACCUGGAUGUGUGGUUUGGUGCCUGCCUACUCCUCCUCUUCCUGUCUCUGUCCACUUAACUGUCAUUUUUCAAAUGCUUUAGCACCUCCAAGCUACUCCGGGUCUGGCCGGGGACUAAUCUUCCCACAGCUUCCUGCCUCACACACCACCGAAGCCCUCGGUGUACACGCCCUACCUACGUGGCCUCCCCGGUUUUCUCUUUCAGCUCCCAUCGCGCGCCCGGCUGCCUCCCAUCUCUGCAUGGCAGUCCUCUUGCUGGAGAAACUUCGGCCUGUUGUGCUCUCUGACCUCUGCUUUGCUUAGGUCAGCCCGAGACCCUCAGGUCUCAAGUCAAAUGCUCUGUCCUCAGCAACAACUCCCCACCCAGAACAAAUCCUGCAGUCCUGUCCUUAUUACGCCCUCCGGCACCGUCCUCUGGUUUAUUUGUUUAUAAUCUAACACAAGACCCAACCCAGGAGGACAGAGACCCAUACUUUUUUCUUUGCUCCCUGCUUUAUCCUCAGAAUCAGACACAGGACUGUCCGUAGUGCUUGAAUGAAUAAAUAAAAGAGUGA